Messenger RNA from Phialemonium atrogriseum, 1052 nucleotides. Its product is annotated as glycosyltransferase family 28 C-terminal domain-containing protein. Gene Ontology annotation, molecular function: hexosyltransferase activity. Gene Ontology annotation, cellular component: UDP-N-acetylglucosamine transferase complex. The transcript is spliced from 3 exons. Lineage: Eukaryota; Fungi; Ascomycota; Sordariomycetes; Cephalothecales; Cephalothecaceae. Bases 137 to 844 code for a protein of 235 amino acids. Gene Ontology annotation, biological process: dolichol-linked oligosaccharide biosynthetic process. The record is from RefSeq and is a predicted model, not a curated record.
UGAUGAAUGUGCGCCGAAGACGACAACAGAUCAACCACUUUUCAAAACAUUCGACACGUUCAAUCCAAUCUCGGGUCGGAUUUUUUUGAUAACCUUGUGUUAUCGGUGACUCAAAAUUUCGAGUUUCAACAGGGAGAUGGCCCCGCUCACUCGACACUGCUUUGUCACAGUUGGAUCCAUUGCCAGUUUUCGGGCCCUUCUCACCGAGAUCCUGCAGCCCAAAUUUCUUGACGCACUAUGGCUCCAUGACUUUGGUGUAUUGGAAGUCCAGUGUGGACCUGACUAUGACUGGUUCAAAGCCCAGGUGGACAAUCUUCCAGAGGCAGGACCAGACAUGCGGCCGACCAUCCGUUGCUUCGCCUACACCAACAAAAUGAAAGACCACAUGCUCAUGUGCCGAGGUGUUUCUGGUGGCCAAGCAGCUGGCUGCAUUAUCUCCCAUGCUGGUGCUGGAACUGUCAUGGAGGCAAUUCGAUAUGGAGUUCCGCUCAUUGUGGUCCCCAAUUCGACUCUCCUGGACAACCACCAGGCCGAACUCGCUGAAGAAUGUGAGAAGCAGAACUGGGCAGUUUAUGGCAAGAUUGGCCAGCUAGAUGACGCGAUUGACCGCUCCCAGGAGCAGGUCAUACAAGGUCGGAUGGACGAUUUACCACCUUACACGGACCCUCCGUUCCCGGUCCCCGAGGACCAGCGCAUCAACGUUUUCGAUUGGAUGGUGCUGACGUGCUACCCAGCCGAGUUCGACAAGCAGGUCCACCUGGCAGAGCUGGAGGCCCUGUCGCCGGCGCCGGGCUCGGCGGUGGCCGCACAGCCGUCCGACGUCGCUGGUUUGCAAAUGGACUAGGGGUCGAUUUCUCCCGACUGGUGCUUCAGCUCCCCAGCAACUGGCCAACGCGCUAUGUACAUAUACGAGGCAUGAAAAAGGGGGGAGCAUUUGGUGUCUGGAGCUAUGGGCGUUCUCAAAAAGGGAGGAUGAAAUGAUUGGGUUUGUUUGGCUUUGAAUCCCACGAGUUAAGGAGAUACCCCCGCCGAAGGACGGCAAAUGGAAAAGU